UCAUACUAUUGUUUUGUCUUAAUUUCUAAUAAAAUGGAUAAAGUUAUCCUUUGGUUUUGUUGAACUCUGGAAUUGCAUUUUGUUUUCCUUCCUUUCUGACAGAUGGUCAACACCCUGACCAUGGAAGAUGUGUUGGUUGAUUGCCAGAUCGGCUCAUCGAGACCAAUCCGGUUCCUAAUAGACACGGGAGCCGACGCAAACAUCAUCGGUGGCAAAGACUGGCUUGAGUUACAGAGCGAUUCGGAAAAGGGACUGGUUGUGUUCAACGGGUUGAAGACGACGGGCUGGACAAGCUUGCGAGCGUACGCCGCAGAGAACCCCCUGAAGGUCGAAUGUCGGUUCCGCGCGAUUAUUUCUACCUGUGACCGUGAUAAUAACACCCAGGCUGAAGCCGAAUUUGUCGUGGUGCCAAGAGGACAGCGUUCGCUCAUGGGGCGAAGCACCGCAGCUGACCUAUCCUUGUUAAGAAUCGCGCCAACUGUGAACGCUUGUGAAUCUGCUCACUCGGAAGGUAUCUUCCCGAAAAUGCCAGGUGUGAAAGUCAGAUUCAGUUUGGACGAGUCGGUACCGCCGGAAAGGAACGCAUACUACAACGUUCCGGCAGCGUUUCGCGACGCGGCAAGAUUAAGGCUGCAGGAGAUGGAAAACCGUGGGAUCAUCGAAAAGGUCACCACCGCGCCGAACUGGAUAAGCGGCAUGUCCGCCGUUGCUAAAGGGAAGGAUGACUUCCGUCUUGUGGUCAACAUGAAGGGCCCCAAUAAGGCCAUCAAGCGGGAGUAUUUCCGACUUCCCCUGAUCCAGGAAAUGAAGUCCAAACUAAGCGGAGCUAAAGUCUUCACGAAGCUUGAUCUGACCAGCGCCUUUUAUCAUCUCGAGUUGGCCAAGGAGUCCAGGGACCUAACCACUUUUCUGUCGGAAUGUGGGAUGUACAGAUUCACUCGUUUGAUGUUUGGCGUCAACUGCGCCCCGGAGGUUUUCCAGCGUGAAAUGGUGCGGAUAUUCAAAGAGAUUUGCAACGUAAUUAUCUAUAUCGACGAUAUUUUGAUUUACGGCGAGAGUCUGGAGGAGCUGCACAAGACGGUUUCGGAGGUGCUUCGAGUGCUAAGGGCGAACAACUUGACUCUCAACGAGGCCAAGUGCGAAUUUGAUAAGGUGCGUGUGAAGUUCUUGGGUCAUGAGUUGGACGAAAAUGGCUUUCACAUUGAUGAGGCCAAGAUCAAGCACAUCAACCAGUUCCGUCAGCCAAAAACCUCAUCUGAGCUCCGAAGCUUCCUUGGUCUAGCCUCGUUUGUUAGCCCUUACAUUCAAAACUUCGCUGAAUUGACAAGCUCGCUGUGGAAGGUCGCGACAACGAAGACCUGGAAGUGGGAAGCGGAGCAAUCUGCGGCUUUUGAGGCAACGAAAUCGCGCAUCGCCGACUGUACGCUAGCGCUGGGCUACUUUUGCGAAUCGGACAGAACCGUUCUCUACACGGACGCAUCCCCGGUAGCGCUUGGGGCGGUUUUAGUGCAGGAGAAUUCGGAACGAACCCCACGGAUCAUCAGUUUUGCAUCGAAAGCGUUGACGCCAGCAGAAAGACGAUACGCCCAGAAUCAACGAGAAGCAUUGGGCGCGGUCUGGGCGGUUGAAUACUUCUCGUAUUUUCUGCUGGGAAGAAGUUUCACCUUGCGUACAGACGCAAAAGGUGUCGCUUUCAUACUGAACAGGUCAAGGGAAGACUCGAAGCGAGCACUAACGCGUGCGGACGGCUGGGCGUUGCGUCUCAGCCCAUACAGAAUCACGGUCGAGUACGUCGAGGGUAAGUUUAACAUCGCUGAUCCGUCAUCUCGAUUAUACGAAGGCCUAGACGAUCCCUUUGACGAGUCCGCCAAUCCCUGGGAAAUCGCAGCAAUCGAAUCCAGCAACGCCGGAUUUCUGACAGAAGAUGCGAUUAAGAUCGCAACCGCACAGGAUCCUACGUUGACCAAGGUGAUGCGUGCUCUCGAGACCGGAGAUUGGCCUAAACAUUUGCGCAGAUUUCAAGCAGUCGGUGAUGACCUUCACGUGAAGAAUGGUUUGCUAAUCAAGACAGGAUGCGUCGUCAUGCCGGAGUCACUACGGAAUCAAACUCUGGAGGUGGCGCACGAGGGUCAUCCAUCAUCAGCAAAGCUGAAAAGCAUUUUGCGAGCUCGCGUCUGGUGGCCAGGGAUGGCAAAGGAGGCUGAGGAUUGGGCCGAGUCAUGUGCAACAUGCGUGACCAACGGACGACCAGAAAAACCUACACCGAUGGAGAGAAUCGCUAUUCCAUCUGCCGUGUGGGACACAGUUGCCCUCGACUUCAAUGGACCGUAUCUGAAAUUUGGAGGUAUCUACAUACUUCUGCUAGUCGAUUACAGAUCGCGGUACUUGAUCGCUCGAGGUGUUAAAUCGACCAGCUUCGACUGCACCAAAAAGGUCCUCGACGAGAUUUUCGACAGAGAGGGGUUUCCAAAGAACAUCAAAUCGGACAACGGCCCCCCAUUCAAUGGCGAAGAUUAUAAACGUUACUGCACGGACCACGGAAUCAAUGCCAUCUUCUCAACACCGCUGUUCCCUCAGCAAAAUGGUAUGGUGGAAUGCUAUAUGAAACUCGUGAAUAAGGCCAUGGCCUCCGCUGUAGCGAACCAAACGAACUACAUGGUUGAGCUGCAGGCCGCGAUUAAAGCUCACAACUCCGCUCAGCACGCCGUGACAAAGGUUCCUCCAGAGGAGGUUAUGAAUGGACGCAAGAUACGCCGGGGACUACCAUUGCUGGACAGCACCGUUGCGCGCAACGAUGAGCUCAUCGAGGAGCGCGAUCAAAGAGCGAAGCAGAUGGCGAAACAUCGUGAGGACAACCGUAGGGGUGCCAGGGAGUGCCGCGUAAUGCCUGGUGAUACCGUGGUCGUCGAAAGGCAAAACCGUGCCAAAGGCGACAGUCGGUUCGAUCCGACCAGAUACACUGUCCACAAGCAGUCAAACGGGAACCUCGUGUUGUCGGACGAGAAAGGUAAGCUCCUUAAGCGACAUGUAUCGCUCACUCGGAAGGUGAAGGUCUGGCGGGAUCCGAAGUCUGGUUCUAGGUUGCCAGGACCGAUGCCACAGGAACCGACCGUACAGUUGCAGCCUUCUGAAACGCUAGAAGAACAGGCGGAUGUCCAGACGCGCUCAAAACGAGCCACAAAAGUUCCAGCUUAUCUCCAGGAUUACGUCCGCCUGAUCGAAAUGGAAUACGGGAAGUAAUUAUUUCGCACCAAUUUCUAUCCUCUUUGAAUUAUAUUAUACUUUGAUUGAACUUUUCUUACAUUUCCCUGGUUGACUGACAGAAUUCCUUCAUUUUUUUUUAAUAAAUACAUAAAUAGCAAGCCGUGAGUUUAUUUUUAAAUGACGAAGGGGGAUGUGGGGCAUAAUAUUGAGCAAUCACUGUGAGGGCUCUACUGUCGUGUGCCAGAAGCGAGCUCUACUGCCUAAUGUCACAACUGAGUGACACUCACUGUGAGAGCCAGUCUAUGGCUCUCAGCAAACGGUGGCUCUCACUCAACCGCGACGUGUGUCGGGCGAGCAAGCAAUCGGCCUCUUUCGUACGACGGUGCUCGCGAGGUAAGCACACGCGCUGGGAGCUUCUCGUCUCGAGCCGGAAGCACAACAACCAUCACAUCACAUGGUGGAAUCCAGUCUACAAUCCGCUAAAAUCGCGAUAUUUCAACGAUUUUUAUUUUAAAUCGAAUGGACCAACCAGGCAUUCAACAGUCGAGCCAAGAAUCGACUCUGUUCACUCGACCUACAAGUGUCGAGGAAAUCGUAGACGAUUCCGGGGCGACACAGAUGAAAUUCCUUCGCUCACUCUCGCGCAACAACACAAUCAAUGUUUGCUAAUUUAUUUUUUUAUUGUAGCGUACAUAGGAAAGGGUAGAACGAAUAUGAGUGUCUGGCAUUUUCUUGCAAUAUGGAAAUAAAAAUCAACCAAAUAAAUUCAUUGAAUUAGAUAACGAUUCUACACCGAAAUGACCACAAUAUUUUUUGGUGGGUUUUCAAACCUCCUAAUUGAAGAGGGCUGCCUGUUUCGUGUUCGCUAUCGAGAAAUCUUUAAAUAUUAUGACUGAAAAUUAUACCCUGCUAGGUGAAUUGGAUCCUUUUACGAUGUUUUCAGAAUUACUCCCGUUCAUCAUAUGUACGUUUUGUUUGAUCGGUGAACCAGAGAUACAAAAAAAACGAAUAAAUUAUUCAGAAGCAAACAAAGCAACAUGAAUGUCAUGCGACGUAAUGUAGUCAAUGUACUGGUACUUCAUAAUGUUGUUUUAUGUUUUCAGGUUCCAUACUGCACCCUGUUUGUCUGUAUUAUAUUGUUUAUCCAUGUAACUUUCUGUUCUGUUUUAUUUUUGUUUUUUACUAUCAGGGUAAUUCUCCGCCAACUCACACAGCAGUUGCCACGACCCCUCUUCGAUUUGGGUGAAACUUUGUCUUAAGGGGUAACUUUUGUCCCUGAU
This is a messenger RNA of Culex pipiens pallens (northern house mosquito), 4484 nucleotides long. RefSeq lists its product as uncharacterized. The coding region runs from base 103 to 3240 and encodes 1045 amino acids. The transcript is spliced from 2 exons. Gene Ontology annotation, biological process: DNA integration; proteolysis. The record is from RefSeq and is a predicted model, not a curated record. Lineage: Eukaryota; Metazoa; Arthropoda; Insecta; Diptera; Culicidae. Gene Ontology annotation, molecular function: nucleic acid binding; aspartic-type endopeptidase activity.